This is a messenger RNA of Penicillium verrucosum, 273 nucleotides long. RefSeq lists its product as uncharacterized. Lineage: Eukaryota; Fungi; Ascomycota; Eurotiomycetes; Eurotiales; Aspergillaceae. Bases 1 to 273 code for a protein of 90 amino acids. The record is from RefSeq and is a predicted model, not a curated record. The transcript is spliced from 2 exons.
AUGGACUGGAUCCGAAAUGUUUCAAGUAACGACUAUAGCGCCAUCCUCCUUUAUUCUCAGCAUGCAAAUCCCGAGACUCUGUCUAAAGCUGAGAUGAUGUCCGCCCUCUCAAUCCUCCCGCCUAACGUCCGCCUCCUGAUCGCUAACGAGGCCUGUUACUCUGGCAAAUGGGCUACCAUAGCCCCCGAGAUAGGAUCCCAGAGAGAUGUGCUCAUCGAGACUGCAGCUACAAUCAAUGAGAGGGCUUGGUCAUAUACAUCAGGAUCCGGCUGA